Messenger RNA from Rotaria sp. Silwood2, 1305 nucleotides. The record is from the annotation of a GenBank genome assembly. NCBI's taxonomy places the organism in Eukaryota, Metazoa, Rotifera, Eurotatoria, Philodinida, Philodinidae.
AUGGCGUCGGAUAUUGAUAGUAUCAUUCAUGCACCAACUUCAUAUUUCCUCUCGACAGUAACACCGAACGACCUCAAAAAUAAUCCACAGUUUGCUCAGAUAUAUAACUUCUUACGCGAUCCUCUUGCUACUACGUUUAAUAUGGUACCAUUCAAUGGCAUUAAGGAUGUUAAUAGAAAUACUUCUCAUAAUGUCGUCGACCCACUCGUUGAUUCUUAUAAACAUUCAACAACGGUCAAUCCGGUGUAUACUAUUCCAUCUGUACAUGAAAGUCAAAUAUCUCAUGAAGAACAACUGACAGAUCAAUCGAAAACACAAUUUGAUUGUUCAAAAUCUGGGAAAAUUAAAAUCAAAGAUCAGCCACGUGCAAAAUUUCGUCCACGCACUGAAAAAGAGAGCAAAGAAUCAUCACAUUAUUUACGUUGUGAAGAUAAUAUUAAAUCAGAAUAUCCAACCAUUUAUAUUUCGCAAGCAUGGAUUAUGGCAGACAAUAUUAUUCAAAUAACUCUUGUUGGAAUCGACAGACAACCUCAUGCAUAUACUAUUGAUAAUAAAGAACGUAAAGUGUCAUCAUUAAUUUUCAAACAAGAAGAAGAACCACAUUCAUUAUAUUUUCAUGUAACUAAAGAAGAUUUCGACAAAGGAGAAAAAAGUUUUUUGAUUGAAUAUAUCAAACGUAAGCAAGAUGAUGAAAUAACAAAACAAUUAAUUAAAAACCGACAAUUUUAUCAAUCAAUGCUUCGUUUUACCCGUUUUUAUCUAACUACGGAUGGUACAUAUCAAUCGGAUGAAGCUAGCACUGAAUACUCUUCUAUCAUGACUGAACAUUAUGGUGACUUUAUGAUUGAAGAUAUAUUUCCAUUAUAUGGACCUAUGUGUGGAAAUGAAAAAGUUUGCAUCGAAUUGAAAGGUCCUAUUACAAGAAAUGCCAUAACUGAUCUUACUAUUACUAUAGUCUGCAAUAAUAUUAACUGGUUCUAUCAAGUUCAAAAUAUAAAGAAAAAUGGUAGUAGUUUGACGUUUCUUAUGCCACCAUUUCCUUCUAAAAAUAUAAUUCGUGCUAAAGUUAACAUUAUCAUUGAAUACAAACAAGAAAUAAUUCAACAAUCCGAUUAUAUAUAUACAAAAACAUUAGAUGUAGAAUUAAAUGAAAAUAAUUGUAAUGAAUCAAAUUCAAUGGUUGCUGUCGGAUCUUCAUCAUUAAAUAAUUUCUAUCAGAUGCCCGAUGUGUUUCCUAUUUCAUCUUCUACUCCAGUACAAUGUGAAAAUCGUGCUACAAAACGGUUUAAGACAAUAAAUGAAUAA